Messenger RNA from Neltuma alba, 867 nucleotides. Its product is annotated as stomatal closure-related actin-binding protein 1-like. Gene Ontology annotation, biological process: regulation of stomatal movement; actin filament organization. The annotation marks the transcript as partial. The transcript has 5 exons. Gene Ontology annotation, molecular function: actin binding. Lineage: Eukaryota; Viridiplantae; Streptophyta; Magnoliopsida; Fabales; Fabaceae. The record is from RefSeq and is a predicted model, not a curated record.
GGUGUUAGUACAUGUAAUACAACUUUCUCUCUUCCAGGAGCCACGAAACCAGUGUAUGCCCCUGAACCUUUCGAUGUUCGACGUAAAUUGGAAGUUGAUAUUAUCUCAGAAGACCAGCACAUCAUCUUGUCAACAACUGGUCUGAUAGAUCCAGCUGCCGGUUUGGGAAACUAUGUAGAGGCACUUGUGCGAAAGCAUGACACUGAAUUCAAUGUGGUUGUAAGUCAAAUGAAUGGUUUACAUCAUUCAACCGAGUCUAUUCAUGUACUUCAUGUUGGAAAGAUGAGGAUGAAACUUUGUAAAGGAAAGUCAACAAUUGCCAAAGAAUACUAUUCAUCUUCAAUGCAGCUCUGUGGAGUUCGAGGAGGUGGAAAUGCCGCAGCACAAGCACUAUUUUGGCAAGCAAAGCCGGGCCAAACAUUUGUGUUAGCAUUCGAAUCAGAGCGAGAAAGGAAUGCAGUUAUCAUGCUUGCAAGGAGGUUUGCAUUUGACUGUAAUAUCAUGCUUGCCGGACCAGAUGACAGAGCUCCAUUAGGGACAUGAGAUGAAGGUUCUCCUUAAAAUCAUCAGUCUCUAGAGUUGUGAAGAUGUAAUUAUUUUGAGUUGUUGUAUUAUAAGUGUGAAGAUGUAAGACUGUGAGAGCAGAACAUGGCUUGUUAUUGUUUUGUGGUGGGGAUUCAUGCCUUCUGUGGUUUUGAAUCCCUUCAUAUUAUUUUUUUUUUUUCCUUUUUGGUUAAGUUUACUUCAACAACACCAAGGCAUUUUUUUUGGUUUGCCUUUGUGAGUGAUGGUUGAGAAAAUUGCAGAGCUUCUUAUAUCGGAGAAUUGGUGUUUGCAAUGCUAAUUUAUUGAUUGCGUCUUGGUUUA